GCUGUGCACUCUCGAUAGAGCAGUCUAAUUCACUGCGCGCUUUCGUUGCUCUCGAAACGUGAGCGGCUUGAACAUGCACGCCACGGGUUUUCAGAGAACGAGAAAAAAGCCGCGGAUGUCGUCACACUAGGAAAUGGUCGCUUAGAAAUCGUAGUGCUCGGACGAGCCAGACGCGAUCUGUAAACCUAUAAUGCGCUGCUAAAAACUAUUUGGUUUCGGAGAUAGAUUUUGUAAAAAAUAUGAAAAUGUGACCUUGCAGGAGAUGAUAAUUUGCGUAAAAAAGUGAGUAACGCCAGAUGUUUGUGUGUAAUAGGCUUAUCUUAACUGACGCCGUCUAGCUUAUCAUACUUAUACUAUGCUUUGGAAAAGUAUCUGUAUGAGAUUGAUGAUUUUGAUGUAUGAUCGAUGUUUCAUUGCAUCUGUCGACCGAAAUAACCAUAGGCAUUCAUUGCCCGGCUAUCGUUGCUAACGAGUCGAUCGCGAGUGCUCCAAUUAUUCAGUCGCAGAGUUUCAUCAAAAUGCAACAGAUAAUAUUGUUGAGGUGUAUUACUUUUUGUUUUUUAAGCUUUCACCUAUGCAGUGCAACGAUUUGCGAUUUAAAAUUAGACCUCAUUCAAGUUUUAUUUAGACAUGGAGCUCGUAGACCAAGUCUGAACGAAGCUCUUCACCUUAAUUUCACAGAUUCAGCGGCUUAUAAGCCGGAAGGUUACUAUCAACUAACAAAAGAAGGAAAAAGACAAGCUUAUAAAUUAGGCACUUUGCUGCGUAAAAGAUAUGACGAAUUUUUAGGAGAAUACGAUCCGAGAAAAUAUCAGGCUAUGACUACUGGCGCUAGCCGCACAGUUAUGUCUUUGCAAAUGGCUCUUGCUGGUCUUUUUCCUCCUUCGCCAAAAGAUUCGUGGAACGAUAAAAUACAUUGGAGACCUUUGCCUUUUCAACGAAACUCAGCAGCGUCGGAUAUUAUUUUGGUGCCCUUUGCAGGUAAAAAAUAUAUUAAUUUAUACUACGAAACUAUGGCAAAUUCGAGCGAAUUCCAAAGUAAGUUAGCAAAAUAUACGGAGUUUCUUGAAAGAAUGGAGAAUAAGACAGAAUUCCCCUUCAGAAAACGCUAUUUACACCAUGUGGCAUGGACAUAUAAUGCAAUAAAAUACCACAAGGAAAUGAAUCUACCACUUCCAAAAUGGUACACCGAUGACUCGAUCUACGCAACUUUGGACGAAAUAUUGAUACUAGCCUGGAAUGGCAUGUCUUGGACACCAAAACUAAAAAGGCUGUCAGGCGGAAUAUUGGUCAGAAGAUUCAUUGAAAAUAUAAACGAAAAUCGCGAAGCUGCUUUGCCAAAAAAAAUUUACCUGUACUGCGCUCAUGAUGUGAAUCUUUAUGGAUUUUCGAAAGCUCAAUAUUUCGACGCAUUUCAUUUACCUCCGAGCAGCAGCGCUCUGAUAAUGGAGAAGUACAAAGACUCUGAUAAGUCAGAAUAUGUGAGGAUGCUUGCUUGGGACGGACUUAGCGAAAACUUCAUGACCAUAAGAAUAGGAAAUUGCAACGAAUUCUGUCCAUUCGACGAAUAUUUGAAAAUCGUCCAGCUUUCCAUCUCUUUGGAUGAAGAUUUGGCCUAUCUCAAUAACGUUCAUAAUAACUCCCAAGAUUUUUCGAUAGAAUAAUUUGACAAAUGUUUUUAUAUGGCAGUCCCCAAAUGUCACAGCGUUCACCAAAAUCGACAAUAAAAAAUUACCAAUCCAAAAAAAAGAAAAA
Messenger RNA from Nasonia vitripennis (jewel wasp), 1755 nucleotides. RefSeq names its product testicular acid phosphatase homolog. Bases 399 to 1664 code for a protein of 421 amino acids. Gene Ontology annotation, biological process: dephosphorylation. Gene Ontology annotation, molecular function: phosphatase activity. Lineage: Eukaryota; Metazoa; Arthropoda; Insecta; Hymenoptera; Pteromalidae. The record is from RefSeq and is a predicted model, not a curated record. The transcript has 6 exons.